Molecule: messenger RNA, 908 nt
Organism: Suillus subalutaceus
Lineage: Eukaryota; Fungi; Basidiomycota; Agaricomycetes; Boletales; Suillaceae
Exons: 6
Coding region: 67-669 (200 amino acids)
Source: RefSeq, a predicted model, not a curated record
AGGAAGACUAAAAACAUCGUACUCUUUGGCGAGGCGGGUGCAGGCAAAAGCUCAGUCGUCAAUCUCAUGGCAGGAAAAGAGGUAGCUCUCACAUCUCUUGGCAUGAAACGCUGUACGCUGCACUGGCAAGACUAUGUCAUCGACUUCGAUGGAGAGUCUUAUAAGGUGUUCGAUACCAUUGGUAUCGAAGAAUCCGGACUUGAAAUGAAAGAGUAUCUUGCGGCAGUCGCAAACGCCUAUAGGUUCAUCAAGGCGUUGGAUGCGGAAGGCGGCGUUGACCUGCUUCUGUUCUGCGUUCGCGCAGGCCGAUUCACCGCUGCGCUUCAGAGCAAUUACAGAUUCUUUUAUGAAUUCCUCUGUGAGAAGAAGGUUCCCAUUGUCCUCGCAAUUACGAACCUCGAAAGAGAGCAGAGGAUGGAGGACUGGUGGGAGCGAGAACAUAGAGUCUUCGCUCGAUACCAAAUCCACGUUGCUGACCAUGCGGGGAACUUGAACAAUGUGUUCGUGUCGUUGGUGCGUGCGCUGAAAAAGCUUCUGGUAAAGAACUCGCAUAUUAGAAAGAUGAACCUUACCGGUCAACUCACGAAGCGUUGCGGUAUGCCUCGAGAAACUGCAGGACUGUUGGCCGAUAUGAUCGAGCAAGGGGAGGUCAGAGAAGAUACAGCUUGACUUGCGUUUUGUUUUGCUCUUUUGCUUGUAGACCAUUUUUGAAGGAUACAGAUCUAGGCGUUUCUUAUUCCCGCUCCCUUAUCACUGUACAGUAAAAUCGAUUAUCUCUCCCAAUUUGAAUAUGAACGUUGUUCGGGAUGGAGUACACUGUUUUGGGAAAUUCACGGCAUUCCAUCGCCUUCGAAGAGCUAGCGCUAGGGCUACUUAACGGUCGAAAUGUCAGAGAUUCAACCCAUGAU